UCUUUGUUUGUGAGUUUUAUCUGUUUAAAAUUGAGUGUUCAAGUCUUGUAUUAAAGAUUAGGAGAGGACCUAUUGGAUACCAUCCGGUUGGGACAAAUCGUUCAUUCAGAGUUUGUGGACAACGCUUAUCGCGUUGUUUGGGCACUUUUUAGGUCAAAUGCCGCACCUCGCGUUUGGUGAAUCAGUGGGGAGAGGGCCUUGGUAGGAAUUGGAGCUUAGGAUGUAGCGUUGCAAAUUGUCAAGCACUAACUAAUUAAGCUCAAGCUUUUUUUCUCACUCAUAUAAAAUCCUUUGUUUUUUUUUUUUGGGGAGAGGGCCUCUACUCUUGAUAGGAAUUGAGCCUAGAAUAGUAGCAUUACAAAUUGUCAAGUGCCAACCAAUUAAAUCCAGGCUCUUUUCCUCACUCGUGUGAAACGUUGCCUACAAGUUUUUAUCGAACUCUAAAUUCUGGGUAUAUUACCCCCUUAGCCAAGUGACCAAAUAGUCUUUCAUGCAUUCUACAUAUGCUUGGUAAAUGCAAAAAUAUUGGGUAAAAUCACCUCAUAAAAUUAUUUAGAUGGUGAAAUAAAUAAGUUUAUCAAUAAAGUGAUUACUUUUUAAAAUAUAUGUACUCAGCUAUCAACAAAAUUUCAUAUGCAUUUUAUAUGUUUAUGAAAAGGGAAAAAUACUAAAUGAGCUCACCUCAUAAAACUUCUGGUAUGGUCAAAUAUAUAAUUUUACCAAUAAAGUGAUUUCUCCUUUAAAAUACUAUUUAUUUAAGUAGCUUAAGUGUAUUUAGCUACCUUCUUAAGAAUUUUGUUAAGCAACUUCCUCAUUGAUUUUAUUCUCGGUUUGUAACUUUGAAUAAGGGCAUUUUGAUAAUUUAGACUACAAAAGUUACUUGUGCCCAAUAACUUAAAUACUCUUACUUGUUAUAUAGAACAUACUUUUUCAUUAAUAAUUUUAUGUUCUAGUUUUGAAACCCAAACAAAUGGGGACAUUUUGAUAAUUUGACCCUACUAAUAAAUAUGCUUAGGAUUUGAAAACCGAUUUUAAUCAAUUAGGUAAAGUUACUUAAAAGAAAAAUACUAAAAUGGCCUCACUUGCUAGGGCAGCUUUUGCAAGUUUCCAGCAAGCUAGUUGAGUGUGUAGCUAAGUAAAAUGAUAUAAAUUAUUAGUAUUUAAAAAUCAUUAAAUCAAUUGAGGUAAUCACCCUAUUGAUUUGUUGAGGUGGUUUGGUCAAUUUAUUGAUAUUUUCUCUCAAAUAAUAUAGUAAAAUAGAUAAGAGAUCAUCUUAAUUUCACAAGAUUAAGAAGAGAUCAUCCAAAUUUCAAAAAAGCGUUUACGACCCAAAAUUCUUUAUUGAAAAUGGAUUCCGAUUAAGUUAAUUGCCGGAGUCAGUGUGUUCCAGAUCCUACCACUCGAAACAAAAACAGAGUGAGAGAUCCGCUACUCUAAUGGAAAUGGAGUUCAGGGAGGGAGUAGGGUUGACUGUUAUGGCUCUCACCUGCAUUGCUGCGGUAUCAUACAGCUUGUGGCAUCUUGUCUUCCGCCAUUAUUACCAGCGCCGAAGCCGCAAAUGCUGCCAAUUUACUGAAGCAGAAGAUAAGCCCCAAAACCACUUCAAAAAAGUCUUAGCGGACAACUCUUUCUCCGACUUCAACCAUCUCCUUCCACAGGGAUCGCAUCACCCCGGAAAAAUUGUGGACCGGCAUCCAUAUGGAGAUGAAAUCACAUCUUUGUUGGAGAAUUCACCACCUACUUUGGACCUCUUUAUGGGCAUUGAACAGACAAGUAUGGAUGGAUCAUACACAUGGAUACAUACACUUCCCCAAUUAGAAUCGCUUGCCAAGCUUUUAUCUAAGGAACGUAUCUUUGCUGUUGAUACUGAACAGCAUAGUUUACGUUCGUUCUUGGGCUUUACUGCUCUGAUGCAGAUUUCUACUGAGAAGGAAGAUUAUUUGUUGGAUACGAUUGCCUUGCAUGAUGUAAUGGAUGUACUUCGCCCCAUUUUCGCAAAUCCAUCAAUAUGCAAGAUAUUGCAUGGAGCUGAUAAUGAUAUUCUGUGGCUUCAACGAGAUUUUCACAUCUAUGUAGUGAACUUGUUUGAUACUGCUAAAGCGUGUGAGCUGUUGUCUAAACCGUACAAGUCAUUGGCCUAUUUGCUUCAAAGUUAUUGUGGAAUAUCAUCCAACAAAUUGUUGCAGCUUGCAGAUUGGAGACAACGACCUUUAUCUGAAGAAAUGGUUGAAUAUGCUCGUGGAGAUGCACACUAUCUACUGUAUAUAGCAAAAUGUCUUGCCAUUGAGCUUGAGAAUCACCAAAUCGGAUCCAAUUUGUUUCAUGAGGUAAGUCUACGUUCAAAUAUGCUCUGUUUACAACUUUAUGAGAAAGACACAGAAGCUUUCCCGGGAGAUUCUACCGCAGCAUCUAUAUUAGCACGCUAUAUGAGCUUUGAGAAAGGAGGCAUUCUGCAGAAAUGUGAAGAGACUAUGCAAAUCAUGCGGCUGCUGUGCAAGUGGAGAGAUAUGAUGGCUCGUAUACAUGAUGAAAGCUUGCGUUUUGUGCUAUCAGAUCAAGCUAUAAUGGCACUUGCGACUAACUUUCCACAGACAAUAGAAGCAAUUUGUGAAACUAUAUCUGAGGCUGAUUCUGAAUUGGAUUUCUCAGAAAUAUAUUAUUGUUCUUCACUGUCUUCUCCUUCACCUGUUGUCUAUAGUCACAUAAAGGAUGUUUCCCACCUUCUUCAGGCAAACUUGAACGACUUCGACUAUAUCUUGACAAGAAUGCUCGAAACUUAUCUAGGAAAUGGGGGAUCCUUUUCACUAUCUGCCCAAAAGUAUGCCAUUACAUCCACUUUCAAUUUGAAACUGACAAAUGGCUUGUGUUCUAAGAGAAAUGGUGCAAAACCUAUGAGACAGGCGUCUCGGAAGGCUUCUCGUGAGCUAUUUGUCCAAAAGUUCUCCUGCAAAUCUCCAGUGUAUCAUAACUGUAGAAUUUAUGCAAAUGAUGGGCGGUUACUUUGUUAUUGUGAUUGCAGAAAGGUCGCCUGGUAUCUGCAUCGACAAUUGGCAACACUCAUUGAGGAUGAUCCUCCAGCCAUAAUGCUACUUUUUGAACCCAAAGGACGACCUGAAGAUGAUGAUAAUGAUUUUUAUGUUCAAAGCAAGAAAAACAUGUGCGUUGGUUGUGGUGAAAGAAACCACUAUUUGCGGUAUAGAAUAAUACCAUCAUGCUACAGGGCCCACUUUCCAGAACAUUUAAAAAGUCAUCGGUCUCAUGAUAUUGUCCUUCUUUGUGUGGAUUGUCAUGAAAUUGCUCAUGCUGGUGCAGAGAAAUACAAAAAACAAAUAGCCUCGGAAUUUGGCAUCCCUCUAUUUCUGCGAAAAGUAGCUGCUUCUGGUCAGGGUGUAGAUAACAACAGUGACGUUGUUCAUCAGGGGAUUGUUCAGGAGGAAGGUGUAUCUCCUUUGCAGUUGAGAACAGCUGCCAUGGCUCUUCUGCGUCAUGGAUCAAAAAUGCCAUCAAAACGGCGUGAAGAGCUGAUAAUGAUAGUUCGGACAUAUUUUGGUGGGAGAGAAGUGUCAGACAGAGAUCUUGAGACCGCUCUACUUGUUGGUAUGAGUCCUCAUGAGCGAAGGCGUCUGAGUAGAAAAAGAGGAUCCUGUUUCAAGCAAUCUGCUGAUAAGGUCCUUGUCAAGGAGCCAAAGGAUGGUAAAAGCAGAGAUGCUUAUCAGUCAAGAGACGGUGUAACACUAGCAGAGGAUCAUCAUAUGACUGCAGGUUUGCAGUUUUCAGAAGACUCGUGUAUUUGGAAAUCAAUGGAGUUGGACAUUGCAAAAGUCAUAAGCACUGAUGAAAGAGCUGCUUCUUCAAAUCAUAUGUAUGAGUUUGAUUCGUUUCAUGAAAUUCAUAUCGGUGGAGAUGAUCAUGGUGAGCUGAAAUCAACUAUGAGGAAACCUUCUAGCAAGGAUAAUAAAGGUCAUCUAGACUCCAACCAUGUUGAUCUUGUGAGUGGAAAAGCAACAGAUGGAAGUCAUCGCUCCAACGAAGUUGCUGGAUACUCAGCUCAUGAGACCUGCACUUCAAAUUAUUCCCAGAAGUUAUCUUUAUUAGGUCAUGGACCACAUGGGAAACAGGUAGUGGAAUAUAUACUUAAGAAGUCUGGGGAGGAAGGUAUCCAACAAUUUUGCCAAAGAUGGAGACAAGUCUUUGUGGAAUCCAUCUGCCCUCGUUUCCUACCAGUUGGUUGGGAUGUGAUGCACAGCGGCCGACGUGAAUUUGGGGAUUACAGCGUCUACAAGCCCGACAACAAGACAACCUAGGUCCAAGUCCAGGUCUGUGGCCAACUUGAGUGGCAUUUGGGGCUGGGCAUCAAAUUUGGUUACAAUCAUAAAGCGUUGGAAAGCAUGUAUUUUAUCAGCACAAACUUUUUGUCUUUUAUACUGUUCGGUUGAAAAUUUUGUUUGUAUUUAAAUUUUUCUGAUCAGAUGCAAUCAAGAGUACUCCUAUAAUCAAUAAUCCCAUGUCACCUACACAUCAAAAUAUAAGGAAUGACAACUCCAAUUCAAGUUCAA
This is a messenger RNA of Amborella trichopoda, 4556 nucleotides long. Lineage: Eukaryota; Viridiplantae; Streptophyta; Magnoliopsida; Amborellales; Amborellaceae. The record is from RefSeq and is a predicted model, not a curated record.